Molecule: messenger RNA, 1041 nt
Organism: Vicia faba (fava bean)
Lineage: Eukaryota; Viridiplantae; Streptophyta; Magnoliopsida; Fabales; Fabaceae
Source: the annotation of a GenBank genome assembly
AUGGAAGAAAGGUAUGAAACUAUUAAAGAUAUUGGGUCAGGAAAUUUUGGAGUAGCGAAACUUGUGAGGGAGAGACAAAGUGGUAAACUAUAUGCUAUCAAAAUCAUUGAGAGAGGCCUUAAGAUUGAUGAACAUGUGCAAAGAGAGAUCAUAAAUCAUAGAUCCUUGAAGCAUCCCAAUAUCGUUAGGUUUAAAGAGGUUUUGUGUACUCCGCUUCAUUUAGUUAUAGUAAUGGAGUAUGCUGCGGGAGGAGAAUUAUUUGAAAAAAUAUGCAGUGCGGGUAGAUUCGACGAAGACGAGGCAAGAUAUUUCUUUCAACAGUUGAUUUCUGGAGUCAGCUACUGUCAUUCAAUGGAAAUUUGCCAUAGAGAUCUUAAGCUGGAAAAUACACUUUUAGAUGGAAGCUCUUCACCUCAACUCAAAAUAUGUGACUUUGGUUACUCCAAGUCUUCUGUUCUACAUUCUCAGCCUAAAUCAACCGUGGGAACUCCGGCAUAUAUUGCACCUGAGGUUUUGUCAAGAAGAGAAUAUGAUGGAAAGGUUGCUGAUGUUUGGUCUUGUGGGGUUACAUUGUAUGUGAUGCUAGUUGGUGGUUAUCCUUUUGAAGAUCCAGAUGAUCCAAGAAAUUUCAGAAAAACAAUUGAGCGAAUUCUAAGGGUUCAUUAUUCUAUUCCUGACUAUGUUCGCGUCUCAAAAGAUUGUAGAAAUCUUCUAUCUCAAAUAUUUGUAGCGAAUCCUGAGAAGAGAAUUACUAUACCCGAAAUCAAAAUGCAUCCUUGGUUUCUUAAAAAAUUGCCAACGGAAUUUGUGGAGGAUGAAAAACAUAAGUUAGAAAAUGAUGGGAAUUGUGUGGAUGAUUCAUCUCAGAGUAUUGAGGAAAUAUUGUUGGUAAUUCAAGAGGCAAGAAAGCCAGGUGAAGGACCAAAACUUGAUGGACAAUUUGUUGGAGGAGAAAUGGAAUUUGAUGAAAUGGAUGAAGAUGAUGAUUUUGAUAAUGAUAUAGAAACGAGUGAUGAUUUUGAUUAUGUUUGUGAUAUGUGA